This is a messenger RNA of Xenopus laevis (African clawed frog), 2209 nucleotides long. It is a transcript of the gene krt78.L, whose product is annotated as keratin 78, gene 1 L homeolog. The record is from RefSeq and is a predicted model, not a curated record. The coding region runs from base 311 to 1780 and encodes 489 amino acids. Gene Ontology annotation, molecular function: structural constituent of skin epidermis; structural molecule activity. Gene Ontology annotation, cellular component: keratin filament; intermediate filament. The transcript is spliced from 9 exons. NCBI's taxonomy places the organism in Eukaryota, Metazoa, Chordata, Amphibia, Anura, Pipidae. Gene Ontology annotation, biological process: intermediate filament organization; keratinization.
GUAUGUGGAACUUGUUUGUGUUAUUGUUAAUCUGAUUUCCAAAGAAAACGAAGGUAUUUUUACAAUGUAAAGCUAAAUGCCUUAGAGGAAGCAUAUUUGUCUGUAAAUAUGCAUAUUUAUGGCUUAAAGCACAAACCUCUUCUAGGUUCAGCAGAGACAUGAAUGUGAAGCGAUUGCUAAAAACGCAGUAACCAAGCCCAGCAGAUCUGAAAGAUAAAAGCUCACUUCUAUCAUUCAUUUUACUGCUCUUCCUCCACAGAACUGCUCUGAUUUUCUUGUCUCUUUGCAACAGUAAAAGUCUGUUGAAACAAUGAGCUGGAGCUUGCACCAACGUAUGACCACUUCAUCAAGUUCUGGGAGAGGAUUCAGUGGCCUUUCCUUGGGAGGCAGCAGCAGAAUGGGAACAAGUGUGGCUUCUGCCAGCAGUCGUCUUUCUUCUAGCCCUGCCAGUUUUGGGAGUAGAAGUCUCAUCUUGAGUGGCAGCAGAAAGGUAUCCUCUGUAGCAAACAGUGGCAGGUUUGGAGCUGGAUAUGGUGCUGUAUCUACUGCUGGUGCUGGAGGAUUUGGUGGUUCUGGGUCCUUCUCAGGUAUCCAACAAGUAAAUAUCAAUAAAAGCCUUCUAACUCCACUCAAUUUGGAAACUGAUCCAAAUAUCUCAGUCAUAAGGAAAGAAGAGAGAGAGAAGAUAAAACUCCUGAAUAAUAAAUUUGCAUCUUUCAUUGAUAAGGUUCGAUUUCUUGAACAGCAGAAUAAAGUUCUUGAAACCAAAUGGAGCCUCUUACAGAAGCAACAAAGUCCAAAAUCUAAGAGCUCUGAGAUUGAAUCCAUUUUUAAUACUCUUAUUGGCAAUCUUAGAAGCCAGCUGGACAGUUUGGUGAAAGAAAAGGGCCUCCUUGAUAGUGAACUGCAGGGCAUGAAGGAUCAUGCUGAGAACUUUAAGAACAAGUAUGAAUUAGAAUUGAAAAGGAGAAUCACAGGCGAUAGUGAUUUUGUGUCACUUAAAAAGGAUAUAGAUUUUACUUACCUCAUCCAAGUGGAGUUGGACAUCAAACGGAAUGCAUUAGGUGAUGAACUCGACUUCCUGACAAAACUUUAUAAAGAGGAACUUGAUGGUAUCCAACAACAAACAUCUGGGACCUCAGUAGUCCUCUCUAUGGACAACAGUCGUAUGUUGGACCUAGGAGACAUUAUUGCUGAUGCUAAGGCCCAGUAUGAGAACACUGCAAAGAAGAGCAAAGAGGAAGCAGAAGCAGCUUAUCAAAGCAAGUACCAGCAGUUGCAGCAAGCUGCAGGCCAACAAGGAGAUGAUCUAAAAAGCAGCAGCAAAGAGAUAUCAGAACUUAAUAGAUCCAUUCAGAGACUGAAGAAUGAAAUUGAAGGUGUGAAAAAGCAGAUUACCAGUUUGAAGGUUUCUAUUCAAGACGCUGAAAAACGGGGCAACAUUGCUUUGAAAGAUGCUCGGGAAAAGCUAGUUAACCUUGAAGGGGCACUGCAGAAGGCCAAGCAGGAAAUGGCUCAACAGCUCAGGGAAUAUCAAACACUAUUGAAUGUGAAGCUGGCCCUUGACAUUGAAAUUGCCACUUAUCGUAAACUACUGGAGGGAGAGGAAAGCAGGAUAUAUGGUCAAGUCUCUGAUGCAGUUACUGUCUCAGUUGUAAGUGGCACCAAGUCUUCAUUUGACGCAACCAAAAGAUCUGCAAGCAGCGGCGUUAAAAAAAGAGGAAGUUCUGGGGUGAUAAUCUCAAAGACGGAAAGCCUCAGCCAGAGACUUUAUCAGUAAUUGGGAAAUGUGCAUUCAGCUUGGUGCCAAAAGUAACAGUAAUAAAUCAACAAAACAAGUUGUCCAACCAAGGAAAUGCAAAAGCCAGAGGUGUAACAGUUGCCAGAGCUUCCUUCAGAAAUCAUGGGGCUUCUGAACAACCCCAAAGCAUAGGGUGCAACCCUAGCAAAGCAGGUAGUCCUUUCCUUACUGCCCACCAUGGGGCAAUGAUGCAUGGGGUAAGGGCAGGAUUUACUGACAGUGAUUAAUUAAGUACCAACACAUUUUCUUUCUACAGGAUUUUAAAUAUUUUAAAGUUAGUUUAAGGUUUUUGUAUUGAUCUAUAUCACGUGUUUAAUUAGCUUAACUUUCCUACAAGGUAUUCAUCAACUAUUGCUGAAUUACUGUAGAAGAUAUUCCUAUAUUUGAAAUAAAAUGUAUUUGUUUCCU